AGGCCAGGUAGUGUCAGUGAGGAACCCACGGCACCACACCACCCAACACACAGACACUGGCCGACCAACGCGCGCCACGGACGUGCAGCCUCUCGCCUCUCCUACGCACGUCACACUCACACAGUAGAAACAUUUUAAGGAAAGACUCGAACAAAGUGAAAAUAAACAGGGGUGAAAAAAGAAUAAAAAAGACCUUUAAAAGAAAAUAGUAAGAAUAAUAACAAGAUAUAGAAGCAGGUGUGUCGUGUGUGUGUGUGGGACAGUACCUGUGAGGAACCUUUGUGACAAUGCGUGGUAGGAAGUCCUGGGACGUCCCCGCCUCUGUUUUCGCUCAGAAGACCUUUAACCCCAUCAGGAACAUCGUUGAGAACCUACAGAUCGUUCCUCACCCUGAGAAACCCCUCAUCGCUCUUUCUAUUGGUGAUCCCACUGUGUUCGGGAACCUGAAGCCAGCCAAGGAGGUCACCGAAGCCGUAGUCACAGCCAUCCAGAGCGGCAAAUACAACGGAUACGCGCCCACUACAGGAUACGUCGAGGCAAGAGAAGCGGUCGCCAAAUACUGCUCAGUCCCUGGUGCUGCCGAGCUUGAGGCUAAGGAUAUUGUGUUGUGCUCCGGGUGCAGCGGUGCCAUCGACCUGUGCAUCACCGCCCUCUGCGCCCCCGGCCAGAACAUCCUCGUCCCUCGCCCUGGCUUCCCACUCUACACGACCAUAGCUGAGGGACUCCUUAUCAACUCUAAGCACUAUGAUCUCCUGAACUGGGAGGUGGACUUGGCGUUGGAGGAGUUGAUUGACGAGAAUUGUGCAGCCAUCGUCGUCAACAAUCCCUCCAACCCCUGUGGCUCUGUGUUCAUGCCGCCACCUGAGGAUAUAGACGUGGCUGCCAGAAACAAAGUCCCUAUCAUAGCCGACGAGAUCUAUAACCAUUUUGUAUUCGAGGGGCAAGAGUAUCACCCGCUGGCCUCACUGACGAAGGAGGUGCCAGUGUUGUCCUGCGGCGGCCUCACCAAGAGGUUCCUUACACCAGGAUGGAGGAUGGGCUGGAUUGCCAUCAGCGACAGAAACAACAUCUUCAAGGAGAUACGUAAGGGUCUGCAAUCCCUGAGUCAGCGGAUCAUCGGCAGCAACACACUGAUCCAGGGCGCCCUCCCCACCAUCCUCAACACCACCCCCGAGUCCUUCUUCAGCAACACCAUCAGCCAAAUCCAGACUAAUGCUAAAAUGUGUUACAACUUCAUCAAGGAGACGCCCGGCUUGCACCCGGUUAUGCCUCAAGGUGCCAUGUACAUGAUGGUCGGCGUGGAUAUGGAUGGCUUCGGACAAUUUGCCACUGACUUGGAGUUCGUGGAGCGGUUGAUCAGUGAAGAGUCAGUGUUUUGUCUGCCAGGGACGUGCUUCGGCUCCCACAACUACGUGAGGGUGGUCCUAACAGUGCCUAAAGAAACCCUCCGUGAAGCCUGCGCCAGAAUCUCUACCUUCUGCACCCGUCACUAUCACCCGCAAACCAUCACCAACGGCAUCUCCAACGCCAACGUCACCAACGGCCACAUCAACGGGGGUACCCAUGAGAUGUGUAACGGCGGUAACCACGAGCACCCGAUGAAGGAGGAGGUGGAUGUUUUGGCAGCUAAAGUCAACGCCAUAGAGAAUGUUUCUUCACUAGUGUCUGAGACAGAGAGGCUGACUAAGGGCAGAUGUGUUGUGUGUGGGGGGGGAAGUUUGUGAAGAGACAGGUUUGUGAGGAAGACAAGUGUGAGAGGAAGACAGGAGUGAGAGGAAAGGGUAGGCGUAUGAGAAAGAUAGGUGUGUGGGGACAAGCUUGUUAGGAAGAAAGGGUGUGGGACGCAGACAGGUAUGUGAGGGGGGAAUCACAAAUAUAAAGACGUAAAGGUGUAGGACAAUUGUUUAAGAGGACUGAGCGUGAAGCAGAUUUGGCGUGGUUGGUAUUGACAUGUGUGUGUGUAUGUGUGUGUUGGGGUGUGGUCGAGGAAGUUAAAAAAAAACACACAAUUCAAGAAGAUGAAAAUAAAUAAAUAAAAAAUAUCCACAAAACCCGACAAAUUAAGUGAUAUAAAAGAGAAACGGAACGAAUAAGAAAAUAAUAGAAAUAAGUCUUUCACAUGUAGGAGGGGAAGGGGAGUUAUGCCAUGAUUACAAAUCUCAGUUUAUUUUAAGUGCUUGUUAUCAGGAACUUUGUAAAUAUUACUUCAAGUUCACUAGCACACUUGACAUUGAUGUAAACACCCGCUCCUAUUGUCACAUAUGUGUAAAGGUUAAUUAACUCACAUUAAUCGCAAACUGUACUGUAGUUUGUAUUACCGCAUUUUCUUGCUGUAUGUCCGCCUGCCGUAUCCCGUACAGGUUGGGUACAGUAAGUUGUGAGGUCAUACUGUAGUCCCUCAUUUCAUUCUCAUUUCGCAUUCUCACGUGCAUGAUAUCAAUCUUUUUGUCUGCAUCUUACAUAACUGAAGGACCACCUGAAGAUAGUCGUCGUAGGUAAGUCAGUGUUACUUAAGCACAACCAAUCUUAUCCCUGAAUGAGUACAGUAAUCAUUGGCUGGAAGAGUUGCACGUGUGUAGUGCCCCCAGCCAAUGAUAAAGACUCUGUUAGUCAUCCAGGGAUAUAAUUGGUGGUGUUGAAGUGCUCCCCGACUCAUCUGCGAGGAGUAUUGGCUAGUACUGUCCUACAAAUAAUAUUUUUGUUCAUAAAGUAUAACUUCGGGUAGAAUCAUACAGUAGACAAGACAUACUGAUUAGUGUCUUACAGAUAUUUUGUUAUUAAAUUGACUUUUUUUUAGGUUUGUAGACCGGAUAAGACUUGUUUUAAAUGCAACUAAAAAAAAGUUUACUGAUUAGAUAGCUUUUAUGUAGAAGACAGUUAUAGUAGAAAGAGUUUAGGAUGAAAGUAGUGUUGCUGACACUAUGACUCGCUUCUUUGGGUCGCCACAUGUUGCUUUCCAGUGAUGAUGAAUAUUAAAGAAUUAUUUGAUUUA
Molecule: messenger RNA, 2992 nt
Organism: Homarus americanus (American lobster)
Lineage: Eukaryota; Metazoa; Arthropoda; Malacostraca; Decapoda; Nephropidae
Product: tyrosine aminotransferase-like
Biological process (GO): biosynthetic process; aromatic amino acid metabolic process
Molecular function (GO): L-tyrosine:2-oxoglutarate transaminase activity; pyridoxal phosphate binding
Source: RefSeq, a predicted model, not a curated record